GAAAUGGUGGACUGGUUCAACGCUAUCAGAGCUGCCAGGUUUCAUUACCUUCAGGUGGCCUUCCCUGGAGCCAGUGAUGAGGAGGUGAGGCUACAACAUGUUUUGAAAUUAGUAUUACCAUUAUUAAACACCAAAUUGAACAAUAUAUAUUAUUUUCUCUCUUGUCUUUGCCUUCAGCUGGUGCCCAAACUGACGCGUAGCUUCAUGAAGGAGGGCUUCAUGGAGAAGACAGGCCCAAAGCACACAGAGGGCUUUAAGAAGAGGUGGUUCACCAUGGACGACAGGAGACUCAUGUACUUCAAAGAUCCUCUGGUGAGGAGACAGACACACCCUACACUAAAACAACUGAUCCAUUCUGAAUGAACCCUACUAUUCUGUGGCAUACUGCAUACCGCAUACUUUAUUCUCUGAUAUCUCUCUCUGAUCUCUCUCGCUCUCUCUUUCCCCCCGCCUCUCCCCCCUCCUCUCUCAGGAUGCCUAUGCAAGGGGAGAGGUGUUCAUUGGCAGUAAAGAGAACAGCUACACUGUGCUCUCAGGCCUUCCCCCCUCAACCCAGGGCUACCACUGGAACCAUGGCAUCACCAUAGUAACACCAGACAGGAAGUUCCUGUUUGCCUGCGAGACAGAGGCGGAGCAGAAGGACUGGAUCGCUGCCUUCCAGAGGGUCAUCAACAGACCCAUGAGACCACAGGAGUACGCAGGUAAGUCAGGAGGCUGA
Coregonus sp. 'balchen' is the source of this 718-nucleotide messenger RNA. The record is from the annotation of a GenBank genome assembly. Lineage: Eukaryota; Metazoa; Chordata; Actinopteri; Salmoniformes; Salmonidae.